GCGUAACCAGAGGCGCUGAUACAUCACCUGGCCCUCUCCGGGACAGGUGCUGACCGGGACACGGCACCCGGACACAGGCAGCACUACGUCUCCUGCCCGGGCACGGGCCGGACCGGACCGGACCGGCUCUCCAGAGAGGGGUUCUCGGGGUGAGAGGAGGCGGCGGCGGCCAUGGAAGAGGCCAACUGCUCGGAAGGGGUGUUCGCGGCACUGGAGUGCUCCUUGGAUUCUUGCCAGGAGCUGUGCAGUGUGGUCCAGGUGAGCAACCAGAACGCGACGCUGGCUCUCCUGCCCCCCUGGAGGGAUCCAGACUUUUACAUUGGCCUGGCCUUGGCCUCCGUCUCCAGCAUCCUGAUCGGGAUCAGUGUCAUCCUCAAGAAGAAGGGGCUGCUGCGGCUGGCUGAUGAUGGCAGAGUUAGAGCAGGAGAAGGUGGUCAUGGUUACCUGAAGGACUGGAUGUGGUGGGCGGGUCUGCUGACCAUGGGCGGGGGAGAAGCGAUGAAUUUUGCUGCGUACGCCUUCACUCCGGCCACUGUUGUCACUCCGCUUGGAGCACUCAGCGUCCUCGUCAGCGCACUUCUGUCAUCCUAUCUUCUGCAGGAGAGCCUUAACCUGUUGGGGAAGCUGGGCUCUGUGCUCUGCAUCCUGGGCUCCACCAUGAUGGUCAUCCACGCCCCACAUGAGGAGGAGGUGAAGACGUUGGAAGAAAUGGCCCAGAAACUGAAAGAUCCAGGGUUCCUGGUCUUCGCCUGCCUUUUACUGAUAGCCAUACUGCUCCUCAUCUUCUACGCGGCUCCCAGGUACGGGCACGCCAAUGUCCUGGUUUACAUCUCCAUCUGCUCCCUCAUUGGUGCUUUCUCCGUCUCCUCCGUGAAGGGCAUCGACAUUGCCAUCAGAGCGUGUUUUGCCAAUAUGCCAGUUUACCGGCACCCGCUAACCUGGAUCCUCACCCUCUCGCUGCUAGUCUCCAUCGUCACGCAGGUCAACUACCUGAACAAAUCCCUGGACGUGUUCAACACCUCAGUGGUCUAUCCCAUCUAUUACGUGUUCUUCACCACGGUGGUCAUUACCACCUCCGUGAUCCUCUUCAAAGAGUGGUUCAGCAUGUCUGCCGUGGACAUUGUGGGCACUAUCUCUGGAUUUGGAGCCAUAGUCCUUGGUGUCUUCAUGCUGCAUGUCUUUAAGGACCUGGACUUCAACCUCAGCAAUCUGCCACGGGCACUCAAGGUGCAGGACAGGGUGUGUGCAACUCCUAUGCUGAAAUUAGAUGACAAACACAUCCUUGUGGAGAGUACAGACAACGCAGUGUUGACUGAGGACAAGUCAAGGGUCUUUGUCAUCUAUGGGUGAAGGGUCUGGGCUGAUGAACAAUUUAAAUGUGACCAUAAAGGCCAGACUUGAGUGGACUAAUUGUACAUAGCAGGCCCCUUGACCCACAAUGAGUGGACUAAUUGUAGAUUCCAGGCCCCUUGACCCACAAUGAGUGGACUAAUUGUACAUAGCAGGCCCCUUGACCCACAAUGAGUGGAUUAAUUGUAGGUUCCAGGCCCCUUGACCCACAAUGAGUGGACUAAUUGUAGGUUCCAGGCCCCUUGACCCACAAUGAGUGGACUAAUUGUAGAUUCCAGGCCCCUUGACCCACAAUGAGUGGACUAAUUGUAGAUUCCAGGCCCCUUGACCCACAAUGAGUGGACUAAUUGUACAUAGCAGGCCCCUUGACCCACAAUGAGUGGACUAAUUGUAGAUUCCAGGCCCUUUGGCCCACAAUGAGUGGACUAGGAAACAAAUGGUUGUCACAUCGAACGUAGAACACUGUAGCAUAUUACAGGGCUGUUGGCCCACCAUGUUGUGCCAACCUUUUAACUUACCCUAAGAUCAAUCUAACCCUUCCCUCCUACAUAGCCCUCCAAUUCUCUAUCAUCCACGUGCCCAUUUAAGAGUCUCGUAAAUGUCCCAAAUGCACCUGCCUCCACCCCCUCCCCCAGCAGUGCGUCCCACACACCCCCAAUCCGUGUAAAGAUAACCUGUGAUGUUGGUCAUGUGUGUUGCAGAGUAUGCAUUAGGUGUGAUAAUGGCCACAGCAGUCACUGUGUCCAAGGUAUAAUGCCAUGGUUGGGUACACUGCAAUAAGCUCCUUACCCCACAGCCACUGAAAGGCCUUUCUGUGUCUGGGGAAAACACAAAAAAUAGAUGUUUCAUUUGUCACAUUUAUGUUGAUACAUCGAAACAUACAAGUGAAAUGUAUCGUUUGCAUCAAUAACCAGCACAGUCUGGAGAUGUGCUGGGGGCAGCCCACAAGUGCCAUGUUUCCGGUGCCAACAUAGCACGUCCACAACCCGCUAACCCUAACCCAUACAAGUUCAAGCUCAGUUUACUGUCACUCAUGUGUACCACCGAACGAAACAACAUUCCUCCGGACCAGGGUGCACAACACCGUACAUAUAACCCACACACAAUUGUACACAUGUGUACCACCGAACGAAACAACAUUCCUCCGGACCAGGGUGCACAACACCGUACAUAUAACCCACACACAAUUGUACACAUGUAUAUCAUCAAAUGAAUCAACAUUCCUCCAGACCAGGGUGCACAACACUGUACAUAUAACCCACAUACCAAACACAUAAAGUAGUAUUACUACAAAUAAAGUAACAGAUAAUAAAGUUACACAUCUUUGGAAUGUGGGAGGAAACCAGAAUGCCCCAAGGAACCCAUGCAGUCAUGGGGAGGAUGGACAAAGUCCUCACAGACAGUGGUGAUGCUGAACCUGGGUUGUGGACACUGUAACGUGUUGUACUAACUGCUGCUCUAGCACGCCACCCAUGACAGGAGUGUGGUGGAUACUCUGUAGUGACCUGGGUGAACAUGGCUGUUAUGUGAUGGAAGAGGUAGUCACUGAGACUGGGCAGGGUUUACCCUUGGAGUGCACCUCUGUCAAAUGCCUUGCAGUUCUCCAGCUCACCCUGCCCACCAAACCCUUCCCAACUCCGUGACACCCACCAAACCCUUCCCAACACCGUGAAGACCACCAAACCCUUCCCAACUCCGUGACACCCACCAAACCCUUCCCAACUCCGUGAAGAC
Messenger RNA from Mobula hypostoma (lesser devil ray), 3084 nucleotides. Its product is annotated as magnesium transporter NIPA2-like. Gene Ontology annotation, cellular component: membrane. Gene Ontology annotation, molecular function: magnesium ion transmembrane transporter activity. Gene Ontology annotation, biological process: magnesium ion transport. Bases 172 to 1350 code for a protein of 392 amino acids. Lineage: Eukaryota; Metazoa; Chordata; Chondrichthyes; Myliobatiformes; Myliobatidae. The transcript has 6 exons. The record is from RefSeq and is a predicted model, not a curated record.